UCUGAGCCGGCGGCCCGGCGGCCCGGCGGCCCGCAGCGCGGCAGGAUGGUGCGGAUCGCCAGCGCGCUGGGGCUCGUCAUGUUCAGCGUGGCGCUGCUCAUCCUGUCGCUCAUCAGCUACGUGUCCAUCAAGAAGGACUUCCUGCUCAGCACCCCCAGAUACGGAGCCAACGGCGGACCCAGGAUGUACAUGUUCCACGCGGGGUUCCGCGAGAGGCCGCCUCGUAAGCCCGACUUGAGCUCCCAGCUGGCCCUGAAGUACCUGGAUCCAGCCUUCAGCUCUCUGACCAACAGUCUGAGUGAAGACCUGCAGAACUCCUCCAAGUGGAGAUACAACAGCAGCGCCUUCAUACAGCAGAGGACGGAGAUCUCCCGCUACAUCGACAUGGCCCACAACUUCACGCUGACGCGGGACGCCGUCAAGAUCGGCCAGCUGAUGCACUACGACUACUCCAGCCACAAGUACGUCUUCUCCAUCAGCGAGAACUUCCGCUCGCUGCUGCCGGACGCGUCGCCCAUCCUCAACAAGCACUACAACGUGUGCGCCGUGGUGGGCAACAGCGGCAUCCUGACCGGCUCGCGCUGCGGCGCCCAGAUCGAGAAGUUCGACUUCGUCUUCCGCUGCAACUUCGCCCCCACCGAGAUCUUCAAGAAGGACGUGGGGCGGCGCACCAACAUGACCACCUUCAACCCCAGCAUCCUGGAGAAGUACUACAACAACCUGCUGACGGUGCAGGACCGCAACAACUUCUUCCUGAGCCUGAAGAAGCUGGACGGCGCCAUCCUCUGGAUCCCCGCCUUCUUCUUCCACACCUCGGCCACCGUCACCCGGACGCUGGUGGACUUCUUCGUGGAGCACCGGGGUCAGCUGAAGGUCAAGCUGGCCUGGCCCGGGAACAUCAUGCAGUACAUCAACAGCUACUGGAAGACCAAGCAGCUGUCGCCGAAGCGCCUGAGCACCGGCAUCCUGAUGUACACGCUGGCCUCGUCCAUGUGCGACCAGAUCCACCUGUACGGCUUCUGGCCGUUCGGCUGGGACCCCAACACGGGCCGCGAGCUGCCCUACCACUACUACGACAAGAAGGGCACCAAGUUCACCACCAAGUGGCAGGAGUCGCACCAGCUGCCCGCCGAGUUCAAGCUGCUGUACAAGAUGCACACCGAGGGGCUGCUCAAGCUGUCGCUGUCCCACUGCGCCUAGCGGACGGCGCGUGGAGCGCUGAUAAGUCGGCGGUGUCUCGCUGCACGGCUGACGGACUGAAUGUUUCUGUUCGGUUCUGUCUGGUCGGAUCAACACUGAGCCAAAACACUCUCCCCCCUCACUGCUCUCACACCUUCACACUCCUCCAGCAGCUCCUGGU
Molecule: messenger RNA, 1360 nt
Organism: Salarias fasciatus (jewelled blenny)
Lineage: Eukaryota; Metazoa; Chordata; Actinopteri; Blenniiformes; Blenniidae
Gene: st8sia3
Product: ST8 alpha-N-acetyl-neuraminide alpha-2,8-sialyltransferase 3
Exons: 5
Coding region: 46-1200 (384 amino acids)
Biological process (GO): oligosaccharide metabolic process; N-glycan processing
Molecular function (GO): alpha-N-acetylneuraminate alpha-2,8-sialyltransferase activity
Source: RefSeq, a predicted model, not a curated record